Messenger RNA from Nannizzia gypsea CBS 118893, 1275 nucleotides. RefSeq names its product solute carrier family 35 member B1. Gene Ontology annotation, biological process: UDP-galactose transmembrane transport. Lineage: Eukaryota; Fungi; Ascomycota; Eurotiomycetes; Onygenales; Arthrodermataceae. The transcript has 2 exons. Bases 1 to 1275 code for a protein of 424 amino acids. The record is from RefSeq and is a predicted model, not a curated record. Gene Ontology annotation, molecular function: UDP-glucose transmembrane transporter activity; UDP-galactose transmembrane transporter activity. Gene Ontology annotation, cellular component: Golgi membrane; endoplasmic reticulum membrane.
AUGGCGCGUGAGAAACAAAAGGUUCCCAUCCAACGGGUGCCUUCCGGCGGAAUCAUGCAUCAGCCCAAAGACAUUCCAGAUAUGAAUGUCAAUUUGACCAAUGGUACAAUUCAACAGCCAGAGAAAGGGAAACCCUCGAUCCAGGCUACCUCAGAGCCAUCCCAAGCCGGACUCUUGCAGCUGGUGAUCUGUGUGACUGGCAUCUAUGCUUCCUUUCUUUCAUGGGGUGUGCUUCAGGAAGCAAUCACCACCACGUACUAUCCUGUCCAUCCACCCACUUCCGCGGUCCCGAACCCCCAAACCGAAAGAUUCACGUUUUCCUUGGUUUUGAAUACCAUUCAAUCCUUCUUUGCGGUCAUCACGGGGUCUAUGUACCUCUAUUUCUCGACGCCUCGCGGGACGAGCACACCAUCCAUAUUCCCUACCAGUCAGAUCCUUGUUCCUUUGAUACUCGUCAGCUUGUCGACCUCUCUCGCUUCUCCUUUCGGAUAUGCCAGUCUUGCACACAUUGACUACGUUACCUUCACCUUGGCGAAGUCCUGCAAACUGUUGCCGGUCAUGUUUCUUCACUUGACUAUUUUCCAAAAACGCUACCCGUUAUAUAAGUACGGUGUUAUUCUCCUCCUUACUAUUGGCGUGGCGACUUUUACACUGCACCAUCCUGGCACGGCGAAGAAGAAGAACGGAUCUAAGGGACCAAACUCAUCUUCUAUCUUCGGCCUUUUCCUUCUCUUCAUUAACCUACUACUGGACGGCCUCACCAACACAACACAAGAUCAUAUCUUUACCUCUCAAAAGCUAUAUGGCAAAUUCAGCGGCCCCCAGAUGAUGGUUGCUCAAAAUUUCAUAUCCACCAUUCUCACGAGCGCUUAUCUUGUUGUCAUGCCUCACCUUUCAACUUCUAUUCUCCCACUCUUACCUCUACCUAUCCCUCCAUCACAAACAUCCGAACUCUCUUCAGCCAUAGCGUUCCUCUCCUGUCACCCGCAAGCUACUAAAGAUGUUAUUGCAUUCGCUGCCUGUGGUGCGGUUGGCCAACUGUUCAUUUUCUAUACACUGGCUCACUUCUCUUCCCUCCUUUUGGUGACAGUGACGCUGACUCGGAAGAUGUUAACCAUGCUUCUUAGUGUUGUAUGGUUUGGUCAUCAAUUGAGUGGAGGCCAGUGGGUGGGCGUUGGCUUGGUGUUUGGUGGAAUUGGAGCCGAAGCGUGGGUUCAGAGAAAAGAGAAGGAAAAGAAACUCCGUGAGAAGGCCAAAGAGGCAAAAUCCCUUUAG